Messenger RNA from Cebus imitator (Panamanian white-faced capuchin), 2037 nucleotides. RefSeq names its product splicing factor 1-like. NCBI's taxonomy places the organism in Eukaryota, Metazoa, Chordata, Mammalia, Primates, Cebidae. Gene Ontology annotation, cellular component: nucleus. Gene Ontology annotation, biological process: regulation of mRNA splicing, via spliceosome. The record is from RefSeq and is a predicted model, not a curated record. Gene Ontology annotation, molecular function: mRNA binding; zinc ion binding.
CUCUCCUCCCUCUUUGUGCUUCUCGCGUCGCCGCCGCCUGCCGCGUGAGAGGACUGGCUCCGCGCGCUACGGCGGCGGCGCAGUCGGGUCCCCUCCCCCCGGGAGACUUGCAAAGGAGAAGCCGUCGCCGCCGAGGAAAAGCAGCUGCCGGUGCCGGUCCCCGGGGGCGCCAUGGCGACCAGAGCGAACGCCACGCCGCUGGACUUCCCAAGUAAGAAGCGGAAGAGGAGCCGCUGGAACCCAGACACAAUGGAACAGAAGACGGUGAUUCCGGGAAUGUAUGCGGUUAUUCCCGCUGGACUUACUCGAGAACAAGAAGGAGCUUACAUAGUGCAACUGCAGAUAGAAGACCUGACUCGUAAACUGCGCACAGGAGACCUGGGCAUCCCCCCUAACGCUGAGGACAGGUCCCCUUCCCCUGAGCCCAUCUGCAAUAGCGAGGGGAAGCGGCUAAACACACGAGAGUUCCGCACCCACAAAACGCUGGAAGAGGAGCGGCACAACCUCAUCACUGAGAUGGUUGCACUCAACCCGGAUUUUAAGCCACCUGCAGAUUACAAACCUACAGCAACACGUGUGAGUGAUAAAGUCAUGAUUCCACAAGAUGAGUACCCAGAAAUCAACUUUGUGGGGCUGCUCAUUGGGCCCAGAGGGAACACCCUAAAGAACAUAGAGAAGGAGUGCAGUGCGAAGAUUAUGAUCCGGGGGAAAGGAUCUGUGAAAGAAGAGAAGGUUGGGCGCAAAGACAGCCAGAUGUUGCCGGGAGAAGAUGAGCCACUUCAUGCCCUGGUCACCAAUACAGUGGAGAACAUCAAAAAGGCAGUGGAACAGGUAAGAAACAUCUUGAAGCAGGGUAUCGAGACCCCAGAAGACCAGAAUGAUCUACGGAAGAUGCAGCUUCCGGAGUUGGCUUGCUUGAAUGGGACCCUUCUGGAAGGCGACAACAGGAUCUUAAGACCCUGGCAGAUUUCAGAGACCUGCAGCAUUACCAACACCACAGUUUGUACAAAGUGUGGAGGGGCUGGCCACAUCUCUUCAGACUGCUAAUUCCAAAGGCCUCGUUAUCCCCAAUCAGCUCAGGAUAAACCACGGAUGGAUAAAGAAUAUUUGUCCCUCAUGGCUGAACUGGGUGAAGCGCCCGUCCCAGCAUCUGUGGGUUCCACCUCUGGGCCUGCCACCACACCCCUGGCCAGCGCACCUCGUCCUGCUGCUCCCACCAACAACCCACCUUCACCGUCUCUCAUGUCCACCACCCAGAGCCACCCAACCUGGAUGAAUUCUGUCACUUCAGAGAGUCGGCCUUACCACAGCAUGCAUGAAGGUGGUCCUGGUGGGCCCGGAGGCAACCCCCACAGCUUCCCACACCCGUUACCCAGCCUGACAGGUGGGCAUGGCAGACAUCCCAUGCAACAUAACCCCAGUGGACCCCCACCCCCUUGGAUGCAGCCACCACCACCUCCGAUGAACCAGGGCCCCCACCCACCUGGGCACCAUGGCCCUCCUCCAGUGGAUCAGUACCUGGGAAGUACACCCGUGGGCUCUGGGGUCUAUCGCCUGCGUCAGGGAAAAGGUAUGAUGCCGCCGCUGCCACCGCCUCCCAGUGGGCAGCCCCUGCCCCCUCCCUCUGGUCCUCUUCCCCCAUGGCAACAGCAGCAGCAGCAGCUGCCUCCGCCACUCCCUCUGCCCAGCAGCAGUAUGGCUUCCAGUACCCCCUUGCCAUGGCAGCAAAAUACGACGACUGCCACCACAAGCGCUGGCACAGGGUCCAUCCCGCCAUGGCAACAGCAGCAGGCGGCUGCCACAGCUUCUCCAGGAGCCCCUCAGAUGCAAGGCAACCCCACUAUGGUGCCCCUGCCCCCCGGGAUCCAGCAGCCUCUGCCGCCUGGGGCCCCUCCCCCUCCACCGCCGGUUCCGCCCCCUCCUCCUGAGCGUCCCAUGGACCCUUCUAACUUUGUCACCAUAAUGGGCAUGGGGGUGGCCGGCAUGCUGCCCUUCUGGAUGCCUCCAGCUACCCCACUGCCUCCACCACAGAACUAG